Helobdella robusta is the source of this 1572-nucleotide messenger RNA. RefSeq lists its product as hypothetical. Lineage: Eukaryota; Metazoa; Annelida; Clitellata; Rhynchobdellida; Glossiphoniidae. The record is from RefSeq and is a predicted model, not a curated record. Gene Ontology annotation, molecular function: DNA-binding transcription factor activity; RNA polymerase II cis-regulatory region sequence-specific DNA binding. The transcript is spliced from 10 exons. The coding region runs from base 1 to 1572 and encodes 523 amino acids. Gene Ontology annotation, biological process: regulation of transcription by RNA polymerase II.
AUGGAUAAUAACGGCAAGGCGAUGGUAGUUGCGCCAACGAUAAAUGUAUUGUCCGACAUAUCAAUGAAAACAGCCGGCACUAAAACUUUGCGCGUUCAUGAAAAAUUUGUCUGCUCCUAUGACGACUGUGAUAAAGUGUUUAGUAAGUUGAAUCGCCUAAUUCAACACGAACGCGUCCACACUGGGGAGCGACCAUUCAAAUGCACCUAUGAAAAUUGUAUCAAAUCCUACGCUAGGAACAGUCAUCUUAAACGCCACGUCAAACAGACUCAUGUGAAAAUUAGGACACCAGGGGAUGUUGUCAUAUGCGAAGAAAAUGGUUGCUAUAGGAAUUUUGUUUCAGAAGAUUCGUUGAAGAAACAUUUGAGAGUUGUCCACGGCCUGAAUGGAGACAACAACAACAACGAUGACAACAAAUAUUACUGCCCAGUUGAUGGUUGCAAAGCUUCAUUUUCUAAGAGGUUCCAACUGAGGCACCAUGACUACCAAGAACACAAAAGAUCAACAUUAUUUCAAUGUAUGGAAUGCCAAAAGAAGUUUGUAUCACAUAGCAAGUUGAAAAGGCAUUCAAAAACACAUGAAGGAUAUAAAUGUGCUGCCUGCUCUGAAGUAUUUAGCAAAUGGUCUUUACUGAGAAGGCAUAAGUCACAAGAUCACAAAGAAAUCAUCGCAUGCAAAUUCUGCAAUAUGAAAUUUAAAAGCAACUCUAAACUAAGCACACAUUUAUCCAUACAUCAACAAAAACAACAGCAUCAAAUCAACAUCAAUCUAAUCUCAGAUGAUGAUGAUAACGAAACUGAAACCGAUUGUUAUAGCUUCAAACUAUCUGAUGGUGAUAAUGAUGAUGAUGAUGACGUUAAAGUGGAAAACCCCGGGGAAUUAGAAUCAAAUAAAGAAUCCAAAAUUAAUAUGAACAUUUCAAAUAUGCCAUCUGGUAAUGGCAACAGUAUUAGCAACAAUAAUAAUGAUAAUAGUCACGAUGAUUUCAAAAAUGAAAGUGAAACUGUGCAAAUGGAAGUAGCAAAAAACCCAGUUAUUUCAUUGCACAAAGCGUUCAGAUGUAACAUGGAUGGCUGUGCGAGAAGUUAUACGACUAGGUAUAACCUAAAAACACAUAAGAGGAUCUGCCAUCUGGAGAAUUAUAACAAUAACAAAAGUAAUAUUAACGAUAAUAAUAGCAAUAGUAGUCAGAUGUGCCAACCGCUGUUCAUUUGCUCUGUUGAAGGUUGCGGUAUGUCAUUGUCAACUAAGCAAAAGCUGCAACUUCACUCCAUCAUGCACACAGACCAAUACAUAUCUAUGAAAAAUGCAAGGAAAUUAAAAAGAAAUAAACAUCCAAAGAGCAAUCACAAUCAAAGCAAGCAGGACAAUUUAUCUGCCUUAGUGAAUUUACACAAGAGAAUAACACUUAGUGAGAAACCAGCUGAAAUACUCGAUGGAGAAGAUCAAAUGAAAAAAAAACAGAGAAGACUUAACCUGAAAGUGUGGGCAAACUACGACCCGCGAGGUCUUAUUUGCCAAAAAAGAUCGUCAGCCAGACAUUAUGACCAAAAAAGGAGCCACAAAUCUUAA